Molecule: messenger RNA, 932 nt
Organism: Erythranthe guttata (spotted monkey flower)
Lineage: Eukaryota; Viridiplantae; Streptophyta; Magnoliopsida; Lamiales; Phrymaceae
Source: RefSeq, a predicted model, not a curated record
AUGGCGUUCAAAUUCAGUUGGGUUUCUCUGAUGAAAAUCUCGCUGUUUCUGUUGCUGAUUGGCGCAAUUGUGAUUGCUUGCUUCACUCUCCCGAUUGAAAAGGGUUUUGGUUUUGUAUUGGAGAAUUUGGGAGCACCAGUUUUUGGGUUUUUUUUGUUUUGCUCGUCUAACCAUUGUUAUUUUCUGAUAAUAAACAGCAUCACAAUCUAUUACUUUGCAAAGGAAGAAACCAACCGAAGAGUCGUUCCAUUAUUUCCCGAAACCUACGUUCCCAUAAAAGUCCCAUUCCGAAAAGGGCUUCACCAAGAAUUCAGACAGCCCUCGGGAACAGGCAUAGACUUCCGUUUUUUCCCAAUGGAAGAUCUUUCUCAUUCACCAUCAAGAUACGAGGUUUUUCCAAUCGUAGUAUCUGCAGAUACUUGCCCAACUCCAUAUAUAAUAGACGAAAGAAGCUAUCUUUUGUCACAUACAUUUCGACAGAUGCAAAUAACUCAGGUUAUUGUGGGGAAAAAUCACGAAGCACAGUUCACUGCUAAAGUAAUCAGGCAAUUACUGUGGACUGGCGAUGUUUGUUAUGAGCUUCGCGAGAUAUAUGGAUUAGGAAAAUCUGGCCCGGGAAAAGAUUGUGUGGUUUGCAUGACUGAACCGAAGGAUAUAGCUUUGCUCCCAUGCAGACAUAUGUGUAUGUGCAGCGGCUGUGCAAAGGCGCUGAGGCUUCAGUCGAACAAAUGCCCAAUCUGCCGAGAAACUAUUGAAGCGGUUCUGGAAAUCAAGAUUGAUACUAUGGACUUCAGUCACAAGCCUUAAUCAUUUUGGUAUAAUUUUCUGUUUUUCUUUUCUUCAUUCAACUGUCAAUAUUUGUCGUGGGUUUUUAUUUCGCCUCUUUCGUAGUCGAAUCCAGAUUUAUUAGACACUACUCAUCCAUAGAUAUC